AUGGGAGGCAGUACUCGAAAGAAAAGUGGAAAUGCUGGCAGUCGGCCGAGAGGUCGGAGUAGGAGUGAAAAGAAGAACAACCAUUCCGUCAAAGAAAGCGCAAACAAAGUUUCAUCAGACAGUCAUCGCCCAAUUCUUCAUUUUGUUCCCAAAUUCGUUCCCGUUGUGGUCUUCCCUUCCAAAUCUCCAAGCGGAGGGACCACUCUACAAGGCGGUGGUGGUGGUGGUGAGAAACCUGUUGCUGGUGGUAGUGAAGACAGUGGGAAGGGUGUUGCUGGUGGUAGUGAAGACAGUGGGAAGGGUGUUGCUGGUGGUAGCGAAGAAGGUGGGAAGGGUGUUGCUGGUGGUAGUGAAGAUGUUGGGAAGGGUGUUGCUGGUGAUAGUGAAGAUGGUGGUGAUGGUGGUAACGGUGCUGGUGGUGGAGACCGUGGUGAUAAAGGUGGCGUUGGUGUUGGAGAGGGAGUAUGUGAGGAAGGAUGCGAUACAACUGAUGCAUUCAUAUUCAAACGAGAUGACAACGGGGGUACCGGUGCUGAGUGUGGUUCCACUGGGUCAUGUGGAGCGGACCCAACUCCCUGUUCCCCUGCAGCUCCUGCUCCUGCUCCUAAGCCACAAGCGCCUGCUCCGCCUGUUCCAGCUCCACGAGCACCUGUGUCAUAUCCUAAGGCCGCAUCACCAUCUCCUCGUGCCCCAAGACCUCGAGCCCCAGCCAGAGCACCCAAAGCCCGUGCUCCUCCCGCGAGAGAUCUCCCGGCCUUCGCUCCCUCGGCUCCAGCUUCCGUUCCCGCUCACGAUGCCGUGGAUGGGGUGGAAGGCACUGCCGACACAGCUGACUACGAUGGAGGGUACGGUGGAGGUAGCAUAGGAGAAGGAUACGGAGGUUGUGGAAGCGAUAGCAGCGAGGAAUGUGACAGCUCUUCACCGGGAGGUGUGGAACAAUCACAGGGUGGAAAUGGCGGAGAAGUUGCCGAGGGAGGAAUAGACUUUCACGUCGUGUCUGGUAGUAAACCCGCAGCAGCUCCAGCUGGAUCCCCUGCGCAAUCUCCACGUCAUCGAGUCGCCAAUGCUAUUCCAAGAGCUCCGGCCCCUCCAGCUCCCCGUGCUCCAGCUCGUCGUCCAAAGAUCCCAUCACCUCCCCCACGCAGACCUGCUUCUUCACCUGCCGUCCCCAAAGCUCCUCAACCUAAAGCACCGGCUCCUCCGAAGCCAUCAGCUCCAAUGGCUCCAGCUCCUGAACCUAAAGCACCGGCUCCUCCAAAGCCAUCAGCUCCUGAACCUGAGGCACCUAGUGGAGAUAAAGGAUGCGAUGAAAAUGGAGAGAACGGAGGAAGCAGUAACGGCUGCGAUACUACAACUGGUGAUAAUGGUAAAUUAGCCUAG
Molecule: messenger RNA, 1380 nt
Organism: Strongylocentrotus purpuratus (purple sea urchin)
Lineage: Eukaryota; Metazoa; Echinodermata; Echinoidea; Camarodonta; Strongylocentrotidae
Product: translation initiation factor IF-2-like
Exons: 4
Coding region: 1-1380 (459 amino acids)
Source: RefSeq, a predicted model, not a curated record